Molecule: messenger RNA, 1875 nt
Organism: Helobdella robusta
Lineage: Eukaryota; Metazoa; Annelida; Clitellata; Rhynchobdellida; Glossiphoniidae
Exons: 1
Coding region: 1-1875 (624 amino acids)
Cellular component (GO): plasma membrane
Source: RefSeq, a predicted model, not a curated record
AUGGCUCUUAGGAAUGGGGACGAAUGUUAUUGCGUCAAUGACUUUGACUCAGCCGUGGCAUCUUCCGAAUGCAACACCCCAUGCAUUAACAAUAAAGCUUGCGGUGGUAGCGAUUCUUAUUCAGUCUAUAAAAUUAAACCUGCAGUCACACAUCAUGGAAUUUUAUGCACAACAUCACUUCAAUUUUCGCCCACAAAAAGACCCAUUGAAUUUAAGUUUGAAUCCAUUGAGAGUUGCAUAAAAGGCUGCCUAGAGCUCAACAAAAAUUUCGCUGCGAGAAAAGGCGAGAGAUGCAUUUGUUUCAUAGAUCUCAUUGUUCUGUCUCCAAACAUAACGACGCUUGAAUGCAAUGAGUACUGCUCUCACGACCCUACCGAAAUUUGUAAUUGCCACUAUAGGGACAGAGGACCUGACUGCCAAGUGAUUUAUUUCACUCGUUUGAAAUAUGAAUUUCAAAGAAGUGUCUCCACAUACUCUCAUUGCCAGGGAGAUAAAAAUAGUUAUGAAGUAAAGGAAUGCCUUGGUGGCGGUUGUAGUGAAGGAUGGAAGGGGUAUUUCUGCAGAUUGAGAGAUUGCACAUCAAACAACGGAGAUUGUGGCAGCCAGAUGAAAUGCAUCGAGUCUAUAGUGAACGGGUUCAAGCUUGUCGAAUGUGUCUGUCCCCAUGGUACUGUUAGAAACAGGUGGCUUCAAUGUGAAACUAUCAGAAAAAACUUGGCACUUGAUAAACCAGUCUAUCUUAGUUCAACAUUUACAUGCAAAUAUUUUGGUUUGCAGCAUGAGAAACACCUGACGGAUGGGGUCAUCGACGGCGUCAUGGGUGCUCGCAUAAAUGAUAUUAACAGGGCCUGGAUCACCGUGGAUCUGGAGGAAAGUUAUCGCAUCGGCUUUGUAAGAGUUUUCAAUAGAAUAUGGUUCGAUAGUAGAGAUCGUAUGUACAUGAAUAGCUUUGUUGUAAAACUUGCUUCAACGUUUGACUAUAGAGACGUUUCGGACGUGAGAUCAUCUCUUGUGCUAUGCGGACACGGGCCAAAUAUAUCAACACUUGCAGGCCAACCUGUAACAGUUAUUUGCAACGAAUUCGAUCUGGCGUCAAGAUACGUCAUUCUGCAACAAACAAAUAACCUAUUUGCAUACGGCAGCACAUCAGCAGCAGAACUACAAAUAUACGAAGCUGACUGCAACUUUAUGAAUGGGAAAUGUAAAGGCGAGCGGUGCAGAGAACUGGUGCUUAGUAAUAAAAAAAUUGUUAACUGUAGGAACUGGCGCAAUGUGGACACUAUCGUUAAUCCGAUCUUAGCAUGUUUUAAAUUUGUUGACGCCGAGUACAGCCACAAUGAAUUUGGAUUAUCUUACCGACAAUGCGAAGAUGUGUGCGAAUCGAGAAAUUACACACUCUUAGUGCUUACUGCUGGCAUUAAUUGCUCAUGCGGUAAGACGUUAGUGGCCAAAGGUAAAACUUCACUUGAAAAUUGCAAGAAACAAUUUUAUAACACUAGCUUGAUAUUUCAUCAUUAUUUUAUGGAGGAUACAUUUUUUAAUGUCACUGAAGACGACCUUCCUUACUAUCCCAUUGAACAUUCACACACUAUCGUUAGCACUGCCGCAGUCGAUUUCACUAUCACAACCAUCAGAUGGAACAGUACAGUCUCCAAGUUUGACAAAAAUGGCACCAAAACCGAUAAUAUUAUUUUAAAAUAUUUAGGUUACAUUAUAGGGGCUUCUGCCGUGACUCUAUUCCUACUGUUGAUAACAAUUGCCAUCUUAGUCAAGAGGAAAAAGCAAAAGAAUCAGGCAAAUAAAUCACGGGCAGCGUCUGGCCAUGAUCCCUUAAAUACAAUUGACUUAUCCUCAUAUACGUCAGAUGCAUCAUAA